AUGGAAGAUAUUCUAUCGGCCGCUCUAACAGAGGCCGGUCUCGAAGAGUUUUUAUGUCAGCCGUCACCGGUGCCCAGUACUUCUGGAAGUGUACACGAUGAGUCCGCGCCAAGUACAAGUUACAAUAACACACAGAGUGCUCCUCCAACAUCAUAUCCAAGAGCAGGCGCAUCGAAUCAAUUCUUCGACGAGACAUCGAAUGACUCAAUGUCAUCUUCAGCCUAUUACACACCCAUGACAACUCCAUUCAUUUCGACAGAAGACGGCGGAGAGCCCACUUCAUUCUUCGGAAUGGACGAAGAGGACGGUGGAUGUAUGAUAACUCCAAUGACACGGAGUAGUAGUUGUACGGCUGAAAGUAGUAUGUAUAACUAUCCACAAGUACAAGUUAUUCCAAGAAAACAACCAUCCGUAACGAUGGAUUCAUAUGAAAUGACGAAGAAGGAGGAGCCAGAUGAAUCGCCUUCUGGAGAUACGUCGACUACCGGAUCGUCGAAUGGAGGAAACGAUGGAUAUGAUGAGAAGAUGAGAGAGAUUAAAGAAGAUAUUAAGGAGGAGGAGGAGUCACAGCAAAUGUUUGUGCAGACUAAUAGGAGUCAAGAACCUCACCUCGACUCUCCAUCCACAUCAUCUACCGUAUCCCCUCGUGUCUCCUCACUAUCAGCUCAACGUUCUCACACGGCGUCUCCUGCCUCAUCUACAGUAUCCGAUACGGUAGUCCCACCGCCUCGAAAGAAUCUUCCCAUCACAACAGGAUCCAUCGUAAAACGGACGGUGCAAACGAAAGACGGCCAAAAGACGCAAUAUUUGAAGGCGUUCGUCAACGAGAACGGAGAGAAAAUAUACCGUUUGCUGAGUCCCGUCGCCGCGUCGGCAGUUGCUCGCGGAGCACUUCCAGCCGGAAUGAGUCGAAGUGGAGUGACGACGAAUGGAGGAGGAGUGAACGGAUCAUCGAAUGUUCCAGUUAGAGUAGGGAAUACGAUGGUCGGACAGAAUGGAGAGAGACUGAUGGUUGUAAGGAAUGGAGUUGGACCGAAUGGACGAGUGAUGGUCAAGAGAAUUGUGACGAAUGCGGGACAAGUUGGCACGUCAGCGACGAGAAUUAUGGCCGGUGGCGGGCAGGAGAGGGGACAACUCUAUAGAGCCGCCGUCAACGGAGCCAACGUUCCAACUCACCUCGUCCGCCGCCCGACCGCUGGUGGUCUACCGCCACGUGGCACUCCUGGGAGUAUGGUAGUUCGACACGCAGUUCGUGGGUCCUACAAUCCGGCGACAAACGGAGGAUACAGAGUGAAUUUAGUGGGUCGAGGGACGGGUGGAUCCACAAUGGUUCAUCAUCAACCACUCAGUCGAAUGGGACCAGCAGCGACACGUGGAACUACGAUAGGACCCGGUGGACGAAUAGUGACGAGAGGAGGAGCGAUUCGACCGGGUUCAAUGAGCCAACAACAGAUACAUAUGUCCGCAUCGACACCCUCUUUCCAUUAUAUGGAUGAGAAUCAGAUGACGACGACGAGCCAGGCGACGACGUCUUCUGGAGGAAUGAUGAAGACGGUCGGGUCGGCGAUAAUGCAAGCAAGACAUAUGCAACAGUUCUCAGCGGUUGGAGGAGGUGUAACACAACAAGCUGGAAGGGUUAUCGUCAAUAGAUCCUCGACAAGCGGUGGUCCACUGUCUCGAAUGGUUGGUGGAGGAUAUGAUCAACAACUCGCAUCGAAUGGACGUCUCAUUAUGUCAACGAAUACAAUGGUUCGAGUACCUGGAUCUGGACUAGGAUCACCGAGGCUCUCGUUGACUCCUCAGCCACAAACAAAGUCACAGAAGGCGAAGGACGAGAUGAGAAUGGCGUAUCAAGUGGGACGAGAUGAGGCCGCGUUGCAGAGGAAAAACGAUUUGGAAGAUGAUGAAGAAAACCUCGGUUACGCUGAAACAUAUUCUGAAUACACGCCAGCCAAACUUCGUUCCGGAACCGCCCAUCCUGAUAGUGUCGUCGAAUCGGCGUCCCUAUCGAGUGUCUCUCCACCAGACGUGAAAUAUCAAAUCUCGAUUCCAGAAUAUUUAAUCGAUAUGGGACAUAUCUCUGCUCUCCAAUUGGAAGCUGUGAUCUACGCGUGUCAAAUGCAUGAAAGACGAAUGCCUUCUGGAGAGAGAUAUGGAUAUUUAAUUGGUGAUGGAGCUGGUGUUGGAAAGGGACGAACCGUCGCUUGUAUCAUUUUUGAAAACUAUUUGCAGGGUCGAAAACGUGCGAUCUGGCUCUCGGUCUCAUCAGAUUUGAAAUUCGACGCCGAACGAGAUCUGCGUGAUUGUGGUGCUCCAAACAUUCCAGUUUUCGCUCUUAACAAGAUGAAAUACGCAAAAAUCUCUGGAAAAGAGAACGGAUCGAUCAAGAAAGGAGUGAUAUUCGCCACCUAUACCUCAUUAAUUGGCGAGUGCCGUGGAGCGAAAUCUCGAAAAUACCGUAGUAGAAUCAGUCAACUGAUCCAAUGGUUCGGACAAGAUUACGAUGGAGUCAUCAUUCUCGACGAAUGCCAUCGAGCGAAGAAUUUGGUGCCGACCGCCGGAGCUAAGCCAACGAAGACAGGAAGAAUGGUGCUGGAAUUACAGAAGGCUCUUCCGAAUGCUCGUGUCGUCUACGCAUCAGCUACUGGAGCCACUGAACCAAGAAAUAUGGCUUAUAUGACACGUCUCGGUCUGUGGGGAGAACGACAAGCGUUUCCAGAAUUCCACGAUUUCAUAUCGGCCGUCGAGCGGAGAGGAGUUGGAGCAAUGGAAAUUGUGGCGAUGGAUAUGAAGCAGAGAGGCCUCUAUCUGGCGAGACAGCUCUCGUUCCGUGGUGUUUCGUUUGCUGUUCAAGAGGUUCAGUUGUCGAGUGAAUUCGUCAAAAUGUAUGAUGCGGCGGUCAAGUUGUGGAUGGAGGCGAGACGACAGUUUCAGACAGUAAUCGAGACGAUGGACGAAGAAGAGCGAUCGACUUGCAAGACGAUUUGGGGACAAUUCUGGGCGUGUCAUCAGAGAUUUUUCAAAUAUCUUUGUAUUGCCGCCAAAGUUGACACGUGUGUCCAACUGUCUCGUGAAGCGAUUAAAGCCAAGAAAUGUGUCGUCAUCGGACUGCAAUCAACUGGAGAAUCUGCAACACUGGAGACUUUGGAGGAGAUGGGCGGAGAGUUGAAUGAAUUCGUUUCGACGGCAAAGACAGUUUUAUACGGAUUGAUUGAUAAACACUUUCCAACGGAUACGUCGAUUACAAUGGGCGAUCGAGAUAUAUUCAAAGAUUUCGACGAUUUCGAGUCGAGACCCGCGAAACGGAGAAAGACUCGAGAGACAUUGAGUUUCCUCGGAGACGUUGGAUUCGAUACUUGGACAGGAGUGACGACUGGAAUGGGCGGACGAGUUGGUGACGGGGUGACGAAGAAUCUGACGAGAGGAUCGACGUCUUCGAAACUGAAUGAUGAGGCGAACUCGACGACGUCGGAAUCAUCAGAAGCCGAUGGGGAUUCAGAUGAGUCGGACGGUGAUGAGGAAGAAGAUCAGAAUGGAGAUUUGGCGAGUGCACGGGAAGAAGCGGAGGGAGCGAGGACGUUGGAGGAUGGAGAAGAGGAUGAAUGGGUGAAGGCGUUGUUGGCGGAAGCGGAGUCGUCGAGUGAUGAUAGUGAUGAUGAUGAGGAUGGAGGAAAUGCGGUGGAGAAGGAAGAUGAUGGAGGAGAGAAUGAGGAAAGGGAACCCGAGGAAGAGUUCAAUCCGUUUAUGUGCGAUUUUACAAGUGAUGACCCAUGGGCGCACAACCAACAAAUCGUCGAAGACACUCCACAAAAAGAGAGAAAAACGAAGAAAAGGAAACGUGACGAGGAAGAAGCGGAAAGAAUGCGUGAAAAAGUGAGAAAACGAGAGGAACGACGAGAAAAGAAGCGACGACGAGCGAUUCGAAAGGCUGAAAGAGAGAAGAGACGGAGGAAUGAGGAGUUACAGGCGAGGGGGUCUGCAACGGACUUUAUCACUUCUUCUAGAAUAUGUGGACAGUCUGUGGAGAAGGAGGAUAUCAAUCCGAUGCUUAUUAAGACUGAGCUACUCGCAGCUGUCGAAAGAUUGGCUCCAUCACUUCCAGCCAACACACUGGAUCAGUUGAUUGAUGAGAUGGGCGGUCCGGAGUACGUGGCUGAAAUGACUGGACGACGUGGACAUAUGGUGACUUCUGAAACUGGAGAUGUCAUGUAUCAGAGGAGAAAUGCCAAUGCGGAAGUGUCACUUGAGUUGAUUAAUAUGGAGGAGAAGGAGAAGUUUAUGAGAGGAGAGAAGCUCAUUGCAAUCAUCUCGGAAGCGGCGUCAUCUGGAAUCUCUCUACAAUCGGAUCGAAGAGCUAUCAACAAGAGACGACGAGUACAUAUCACUCUGGAAUUGCCCUGGUCUGCUGACAAGGCGAUUCAACAAUUCGGAAGAACUCAUCGAUCGAAUCAAGUCUCCGGACCGGAAUACGUGUUUCUCAUAUCAGAAUUGGCGGGAGAGAAGAGAUUCGCUUCGAUUGUUGCGAAACGUCUGGAAUCUCUUGGAGCACUGACUCAUGGUGACAGAAGAGCCACGGAGACGAGAGAUUUGUCUCAGUUCAAUAUGGAUAAUAAGUAUGGACGAGUCGCGUUGGAUACUCUGCUGAAAACUGUCAUUGGACAGGCUGGAAUUCCGCUGAUCGAGCCGCCAAAGGAUUAUAAGGCUGGAGAUUUCUUUGAGGACAUGCGUCUUUACAUGGAAGGUGUCGGUCUUCUCGCUAAAAACAAGAUGGGUCAAUACACGAUCGAAAAAGAGGCGGCCACAAUCCCAAAGUUCCUCAAUCGAAUCCUCGGAUUGCCCGUUCACGCUCAGAACUCACUCUUCCAGUACUUUUCUGAAAUAGUCGCCGAGUUGAUAGCUCAAUCGAAGCACGACGGAACAUACGAUACCGGAAUUAUGGAUUUGGGAACCGGCGACGAUCAAGUGAGGAAAUUGGAGACUCGCGUCUUCACGGGACGAGUCGAUAAUGGAAGUUUUCGAGUGGAAAUGCAUAAGAUUGGAGUGGAAAGAGGUGUUAGUUGGGAGGAGGCGAUGGAUCUCUACAAGGAACAUUCGAACGACGACGACGGAUUCUAUUUGUGUCAUCCUGGAGGUAACAACACUGCGAAUACGAAGAAAGUCGCCGCUUUGGUCUAUGGAAUCGGAAAGAAUAAAGUGGAUUCUGGAGCCAGACUGUACGCGAUAACGAGACCGUCGACUGGAAGAUCUCCUAAGCUGAUGACGAUGGCUGAUUUAAGUAAACGAUUCAGUAAGGUUACUGUAGAUGAGGCCAAGGAGGUCUGGAAGCAACAGUAUGAUUCCGCUGCAAACAUGUGUCAACACAACUACAUCUACUCGAAAUGCCGUACCGAAUCGAAUGGAACAUACUGUGAAGUUGGUCGUCGUACCCGCACAUACUUUGUUUUAUCUGGUUCCGUGCUGUCGGUUUGGCCGAUUGUUGAGGAGGUUCUGUCGACUGGUGGUGAUAGAAAAUCGUCACGGAUGCAGGUGAUUCGUGUUCGAACUGAACAGGAUCAAAAGAUUGUUGGUCUCCUCGUCCUUCCCACUCACGUUCGUUCUCUCGUCACUCAACUGGAAACGCACUGUGGUCGAAGUUAUGUCAAGACUGAGCCCUAA
Molecule: messenger RNA, 5655 nt
Organism: Caenorhabditis remanei
Lineage: Eukaryota; Metazoa; Nematoda; Chromadorea; Rhabditida; Rhabditidae
Exons: 12
Coding region: 1-5655 (1884 amino acids)
Biological process (GO): regulation of DNA-templated transcription
Cellular component (GO): nucleus
Molecular function (GO): histone binding; chromatin DNA binding
Source: RefSeq, a predicted model, not a curated record